UGUUUUUUCCCGGUUGCACGCGGAUGUCGUUCACUCUGACGACACAACACGGAAAAUGUGACGUUGCGCUGUGCUAAAUGAAUGAACGGAAACAUAUUCUUAAGGAUUGAGUCUGAGUCUUUACAAAACUUCAUACGGAUCGUAAACUGAUUUACAAAGUUUGCCAAUUUUACAAUGGCCGGUUCAAGCUUGGACCCGACAACACUGUGCCUGUUUGAUGUGGACGGGACUUUAACAGCAGCUCGCCAGAAAGCAACUCCAGACAUGCAUCAGUUCUUGAGUGAACUGAGACGGCGAGUGAGAGUCGGGGUGGUCGGAGGAUCAGACUUGGACAAAAUUAAAGAGCAGUUGGGUGAUGAUGUGAUGGAUAGAGUGGAUUAUGUAUUUGCUGAGAACGGUUUGGUAGCAUACAGAUUUGGGCAACUGCACUCUGUACAGAAUAUUCAGGCAUACAUGGGAGAGGAGGUUUUACAGGAUUUCAUCAAUUUCUGCCUCAAUUACCUUUCAAAGAUAAAACUGCCCAAAAAAAGAGGCACAUUUAUUGAAUUCCGUAAUGGAAUGCUGAAUGUCUCUCCAAUUGGUCGAAGCUGCAGCCAAGAGGAAAGAAUAGAAUUUUUUGAACUUGAUAAGAAGGAGAAAAUUAGAGAGAAGUUUGUCUCCAUUUUAAAAGAAGAGUUUGCUGGGAAAGGACUUUCUUUCUCCAUUGGUGGGCAGAUCAGCUUUGAUGUGUUUCCAGAAGGCUGGGAUAAGCGCUACUGUCUGGGAAUUGUAGAGAAAGACUUAUACCAGUGCAUCCAUUUCUUUGGAGACAAAACUAUGCCUGGUGGAAAUGAUUAUGAAAUCUUUGUAGACCCCAGAACAAUUGGUCACGAAGUCAGGUCACCUGAGGACACACAGAGGAUCUGCAAGGAGCUCUUCUUCAAUGCCGUCCAGAAUAAAGUACAGUAG
Messenger RNA from Carassius carassius (crucian carp), 948 nucleotides. RefSeq names its product phosphomannomutase 2-like. Gene Ontology annotation, molecular function: phosphomannomutase activity. Gene Ontology annotation, biological process: GDP-mannose biosynthetic process; protein N-linked glycosylation; mannose metabolic process. The coding region runs from base 175 to 948 and encodes 257 amino acids. The transcript has 8 exons. The record is from RefSeq and is a predicted model, not a curated record. Gene Ontology annotation, cellular component: cytosol. NCBI's taxonomy places the organism in Eukaryota, Metazoa, Chordata, Actinopteri, Cypriniformes, Cyprinidae.